GGCAUUGGCGGCUUUCCCCGCCCCCAGCGCAGCCCGGGGCGCUCCGAAUCCCUCGGUCCCGGUUCUGGUCCCGGUUCUUGUCCCGGUCUCGGUUCCGGUUCUGGUCCCGGUUCCUGUCCCGGUCCCGCUCAGGUUCCCAGAGGGAGGAAGCUCACCCUCCUCCGCCUCCCGGCCCCAUGGCGCUCCCCAGCCCCGCCGAGCAGCUCCGCGCCGCCGCCUCGUGCCCGGUGUGCCUGGAGCUGUUCCGCGACCCCGUCUCCCUGCGCUGCGGCCACAACUUCUGCCGGGGCUGCGUGGAGCGCUGCGGGCCGGGCCCCGGGGCGGCGGCGGGGCCGCUCUGCUGCCCGCAGUGCCGGGACGCGGCGCCGGGCGGCGGGAGCAGCCUGAGGCCGAGCCGGGAGCUCGGGCACAUCGCGGGCAUCGCCCGGGAGCUGCUCCCGGCGCUGCUCCCCGCGCCGCCGCCGCCGCCGGGGACACCGGGGACACCGGGGGACGGCUCCGUGUGCGGGCGGCACCGGGAGCCGCUGCGGCUCUUCUGCCGCGAGGAGCGGGCGCUGCUGUGCGCCGAGUGCGCCCGGGAGCGGCACCGGGAGCAGGAUCGGGAACGGCACCGGGAACGGCAAUGGGGACAGCAGUGGGAGCAGGACCGGGAACGGCACGGGGAGCAGCAGCGGGGACAGGACCGGGAACAGGAGUGGGGACAGCAGCGGGAACAGGACCGGGAGCACCGGGAGCAGCACCGGGAGCAGGACCGGGAGCAGCAGCGGGAGCAGGACCGGGUGGUGCCCGUUGAGGAGGCAGCGCGGGAGUACCGGGAGCAGAUCCAGAGCUGCCUCCAGGCUUUGAAGGAGGAGCGAGAAAAAUUCCUGGAAAGCCGAAAAUCCGGAGCUUGGAGGAGUCUGCACCUGGACAGGGCGCGGGGCGAGGGGCAGCACCUGGCGCGGGAGUUCCGGGAGUUGCGGCGCUCCCUGGAGGAGCAGCAGCGCCUCCUGCUGGCGCAGCUCGGGGACCUGGAGGCGGCCAUGGCCCGGGGCCGGGAGCAGGCGGUGGGAAAGGUCUCGGAGGAGUUGUCCCAGCUGGACACGCUCAUCUGGGAGAUGGAGGGGAAAUUCCAGCAGCCCCCGAGCCGAUUCCUGCAGGACAUCCAGCAGCUCCUGGACAGCUGUGAGACGAUGAGGUUCCAGCCGCCGGCCGAGAUCUCCCCCGAGCUGGAGAGGAGCCUGGAGGAUUUCGCCCAGAGGAACGUCCUGGUGAGGGGCACCUUGAGGAGAUGCCAAGACAGCCUCAUGUUCCUGCUGCAGGAGCCGGCCUCGCUCACCCUGGACCCUGACACCGCCCACCCUCACCUGCACCUGUCGGCCGACGCCCGGGAGGCGCGGGGGCAGCUCCGGCCCCGCGACGCCCCCGACCACCCCGAGCGCUUCGACUUCGAGCCCUGCGUGCUGGCCCGGGGCGGCUUCACCUCGGGCCGGCACUUCUGGGAGGUGGAGGUGGGCCGGGGCGGGGUGUGGGCCCUGGGGGUGAUGCGGGAAUCCUCCCGCCGCAGGGGCCCCCUCAGCCUGACCCCCAAGGAGGGCGUUUGGGCGCUGGAGGCCUUCCACUCGCUGACGUCGCCGCGCGCCAAGCUGCGCCUGCACCCGCCGCCGCGCCGGCUCCGCGUGGCGCUGGACUACGAGGGGCGCCGCGUGGCGUUCUUCAGCGCCGGCGACGACGUGCCCAUCCUCGAGUACACCCGCGCCGCCUUCGACGGAGAGCGGCUCCGGCCCUGGUUCAAGAUGGGCCUGGGAGCGCGGCUGAUGGAGGUGACGCGGGGCGAGCGCUGCCAGGACCGCGCCGUGGCCGGCAGGGCCGUGUCCCCCCUGGACUGGGUGGGAUUCGGGUUCUCCAUGAGGAUCUGCUCCUGAGGGGGUUGAGGAGAUGAAUCCCAAGUGAUGCUUCCCCUCUGAGUCCUGGACUGGGUGGGAUUCGGGUUCUCCGUGAGGAUCUGCUCCUGAGGGAUGAGGGGAAGAGUUCCAGGUGAUUCCAACCCUCUGAGGCCUGGACUGGGUGGGAUUUGGGUUCUCCGUGAGGAUCUGCUCCUGAGGGAUGAGGGGAUGAGGUCCAGGUGAUUCCACCCCUCUGAGUCCUGGACGGGGUGGGAUUUGGGUUCUCGAUGAGGAUCUGCUCCUGAGGGGGUUGAGGAGAUGAAUCCCAAGUGAUGCCGCCCCUCUGAGUCCUGGACUGGGUGGGAUUCGGGCUCUCCAUGAGGAUCUGCUCCUGAGGGAUGAGGGGAUGAGUUCCAGGUGAUUCCAACCCUCUGAGUCCAUCGGGAGGUCUGAGAUGGCUCCACGAGGAGCCCGGUUUGGCGUGUGUGGUUUUUACCUUGUUGUGUCCUUGGUGGGAUGGAUCCUCCCUGGUUUUCUCCCUUCCUGAAGUUUCGGAACCCAGGAAAUUCCUCUGGCUGCCCUGCAGGACUCGAGCUCAUUCCCAGGGGGCUCAGAGACCCUGGCACAGAGCCCAAGACCCCCGUGCCUUUGAUUGGGAAAAACAAUUACCAAUCUUGAUAUGAAGAAUUACAAGCCACGAAAGUUUAAGUGGAACGAUAGUGAAUUUAUCACAGGGUGAAAAAAUAGAUGUUUGGGGUUUUUAGAAUGGGGCAAGGUGGAGGGAUCUGGGCGUGUCCAGCCUUUCUUCUUGGCCUGCAUCUUCUGCUGUGAUGUUGGCACUUUUGGACUGGUUUAGAGAAGAAGCUCACUGCGUAUUUAAUUUUUAUUUAAUUUUAAUAUUGUAGCUUUUUUUUUUUAAAUUUUAAUAUUGUAGUUAAUUUAAAUAUUGUAGUUUUAAAUAGUGUGUGUGUAAAUAUUGUAGUUUUUUGUAUAAAAAGAUAACACCGCAGAGUGCCUCUGUCUGUCCUGCUGAGAGGACCUUGGCUGGACAGGAGAAAUAAUUUUAUUGAUAAAAUAAAUAAAAAUGAAUAAAAUAAACAACCUUGAGAAUGAGAAAUGA
Molecule: messenger RNA, 2985 nt
Organism: Melospiza melodia melodia
Lineage: Eukaryota; Metazoa; Chordata; Aves; Passeriformes; Passerellidae
Product: E3 ubiquitin-protein ligase TRIM11-like
Exons: 8
Coding region: 177-1904 (575 amino acids)
Biological process (GO): protein ubiquitination
Cellular component (GO): cytoplasm
Molecular function (GO): protein binding; ubiquitin protein ligase activity; zinc ion binding
Source: RefSeq, a predicted model, not a curated record